Molecule: messenger RNA, 1488 nt
Organism: Aspergillus tubingensis
Lineage: Eukaryota; Fungi; Ascomycota; Eurotiomycetes; Eurotiales; Aspergillaceae
Product: putative MFS allantoate transporter
Exons: 9
Coding region: 1-1488 (495 amino acids)
Biological process (GO): dipeptide transport; transmembrane transport; tripeptide transport
Cellular component (GO): plasma membrane
Molecular function (GO): dipeptide transmembrane transporter activity; allantoate transmembrane transporter activity
Source: RefSeq, a predicted model, not a curated record
AUGGCGGACUUUACGACUGAAAAGAAGGAGCAGAGUGUUGAUGGUGAUCUUGAAGCUGUGAAGACAAGUUUUGAUAAUGGAGUGAUCGAGCUGGAAUCGAUGCCUCGGUUCUCUGCUGAGGCGGAGAAGAGGCUUGUGAGGAAGAUUGAUUUUCGGAUUCUUCCCAUCAUGCUGGUUGCGUAUAUGAUGUCGUUUGUGGAUAAGCAGACGUUGAAUUACUCUGCUAUUAUGGGUCUUCUGACGGACCUGAAGCUGCAUGGGACGGAGUAUAGUUGGACUUCGUCGAUCUUCUACUUUGGGUAUCUUGCGUUUAGCUAUCCUGCAUCACUACUGCUUGUCAAGUUUCCCUUGGGGAAGUACUUGGCGUGCACAUAUCUCUGCUGGGCCGUCGUCCUCGCAUGUCAUGCUGCUACCACGAACUUCACCGGACUCAUGGUCGCCCGGUUCUUCCUAGGCUGUGCAGAAGCCAGUGUAACCCCGGGUUUCGGCCUACUUACAUCUCUAUGGUAUCGCACGUCUGAACAACCACUGCGCCACGGUAUCUGGUUCUGUGGAAAUAGUUUGUCGUUGGUGCUUGGGAAUGCCAUUGCAGUGGGUAUCUGGCAGAUUCAGGACAGCUUAGCAUCAUGGAAGUGGAUGUUUAUCAUCUUCGGCAUUGUCACUUUCCUCUGGGGGUUUGUAAUGCUUCUCCGCCUGCCCGACUCACCCACAAAUGCUUCCUUCCUAACAGACGAGGAGAGGGUCAUUGCGCUGGCACGACUGAAGGCAAACAAAGCCGGGUACAAGAACAAUAAGAUCGAAUGGGGCCAGGUUAUGGAAGCGUUUACAGACUCGAAGACAUGGUUCCUGGCUGUGUUUGUUCUGGGCUGCAAUAUUCCCAAUGGUGGUUAUACGACAUUUUCAGGCCUUAUCCUUAAGGGCUUCGGAUACGACACCGAACAUACUCUACUGCUAGGCAUGCCUGGAGGAUUUAUCGUCUUCCUUAUCAUCUUGAUAUCCUGCUUCACCUCGACCAAACUCGCCAACAGCCGCUGCAUAACCUCCAUCAUCCUCACCUGCGUCAGCAUCCUAGGAACCGCCCUCGUCAACAGCACCAAAGCCAUCGCCUCCCGCUACAUCGGCCUCAUCCUAAUGAGCCUCUACUCCGUCAGUUUACCCCUCUCAAUGGCCAUGAUCAGCGCCAACAUCGGCGGCAUCACCAAGCGAGCCACCGUCAGCGCCAUAUACUUUAUCAUGUACUGCGUGGGGAAUAUUAUCGGCCCGCAGCUGUUUUUUGAGAGUCAGGCGCCGAGAUAUCAGAGUGGCUUUAUAGCCGUGUUCGUGUGUCUGGCCGUCGUGGUUGUGGAUCUUGUGGCGUUUGUGGUGUACUUGAGGUGGGAGAAUGCGAGGAGGGAUAGAUUGGGGAUGGGAAUGGGAGAAGGGGAGGAGAGGGAGGUGUUGGCUGAUGUUACGGAUCUGAAGAAUCCGGGGUUUAGGUAUGUUUAUUGA